GUACGCCCUAUUCAUUUCAAUGGGUACGCACCUCGCCUCAUCCGAUCCAACUCUUCUGCCUUGAUUAGCUGCUGUGCUUGUAACUGGCUAGCGUUAGCUACUAAGCCCCUGCUUAUCGUGUUUUUGACGAAGAUCGAAAGAGUGCGUAUGAUUUGGAGGGACUAUAUUGUAUUUUCUACCUGGGAAUCCUACACGACUUGGAUAUAAUACGAAGAUUUUGACCGUUUGGAUCGUGGAGUUCGCUUGUCUUGACUGGUUUGGGAAAAUCCACUGCCUAUCAAAUAACAGGUCUUUAAGAUGCUACAGUAAGUGUGGAGCUGAAUCCUAGCUGAAGCCUCAGCAUGUCUGUCCUGCUGACGGUGGUGGUGAUGGGUGUGGUGGGGUGGGGGGCCGUGGUCCAGGGGGCUCCGUGUCCCGGAGGGGGCCUGGCUGACUGCCCUAUCCAGCAGAGCAACACCUCCGGUGGGGGUAAAACCUCCAGGGACUACUGCUACACCGCCCGUAUCCGCUCCACCGUGCUCCAGGGCCUGCCCUUCGGAGGAGUGCCCACCGUCCUCGCACUCGACUUCAUGUGCUUCCUGGUACUCCUGUUUGUGUUCUCCAUCUUGAGGAAGGUAGCGUGGGACUACGGCCGCUUGGCGUUGGUGACUGAUGCAGACAGACAGAAUCAGCGAUACAGUCGUCUGGAUGAACAGAAACAUGUGGCGUCUGCCAUGACGUCGGAGCUUCCCGAUCGCUACGAACGCCUGACUUCUGUCUCCAGCUCAGUGGACUUUGAGCAGAGAGACACUGGCUUCUGCUCCUGGUUAACAGCCAUCUUCCGCAUAAAGGAUGAGGAGAUCAGGGAGAAGUGUGGGGAGGAUGCAGUGCACUACCUCUCCUUCCAGAGGCACAUCAUUGGUCUGCUGGUGGUGGUGGGUGUGCUCUCAGUGGCCAUUGUCCUGCCCGUCAACUUCUCAGGAAAUCUAUUGGAAAACAAUGCCUACAGUUUUGGGCGUACCACUAUAGCCAAUCUGGAUGCCAAUAACACGCUGCUGUGGCUCCACACCACCUUUGCGUUCCUCUACCUGUUGCUGACCGUGUACAGCAUGAGACGGCACACCUCCAAGAUGCACUACAGAGAGGACGAUUUGGUGAAACGCACUUUAUUUGUCAAUGGGAUCUCCAAGUAUGCAGAGGAGAAGCACAUCAAGCAACACUUUGAACAGGCUUAUGAAAACUGCUGUGUUCUAGAGGCUCGUAUUUGUUACGACGUGGCCAAGCUGAUGUCCCUCGACUCAGAAAGGAAGAAGACUGAACGGAGCAUGAAGUUCUUUAAAGACCUACAGUCCAAGGAGCACAUCCCCUCCAUGAUCAACCCCAAACCCUGUGGACAUCUCUGCUGCUGUAUUAUCAAGGGCUGUGAACAGGAGGAGGCAGUGAGUUACUACACCAAGCUGGAGUCCAAGCUGAAGGAGGAGUACAGGAAGGAGAGAGAGAAGGUCAACAGUAAGCCACUGGGAAUGGCCUUCGUUACCUUCCAGAACGAAGCCAUGACCGCCAUUAUCCUAAAGGACUACAAUGCGUGUAACUGUCAGGGCUGCCACUGUCAGAGGGAACCCAGGUCUUCCUCCUUCAGCCAGCACCUUCACACGUAUUCCUGGACAGUCGGCUACGCACCAGACCCACAGAACGUCUACUGGGAGCAUCUGUCAGUCGGAGGGUUCCCCUGGUGGCUGAGAUGCUUCAUCAUCAACUGUAUCCUCUUCCUCCUCCUCUUCUUCCUCACAACCCCCGCCAUCAUCAUCUCCACCAUGGACAAGUUCAACGUCACCAAGCCUGUCGAGUACCUCAACAACCCCAUUGUGACCCAGUUCUUCCCCACCCUGCUGCUGUGGGCCUUCUCCGCCCUGCUCCCCACCAUCGUAUACUACUCGGCCUUCUUCGAGGCCCACUGGACACGGUCUGGAGAGAACAGGACAACCAUGCAUAAAUGUUACACCUUCCUCAUCUUCAUGGUCUUACUGCUGCCCUCUCUAGGACUCAGCAGUCUGGACGUUUUCUUCAGAUGGCUGUUUGAUAAGCGCUUCCUGGCUGACGCUGCUGUGAGGUUUGAGUGUGUGUUCCUGCCUGACAACGGGGCGUUCUUUGUGAACUAUGUCAUCGCGUCGGCGUUCAUCGGUAACGCGAUGGAUCUGCUGAGGAUCCCUGGUCUGCUCAUGUAUAUGACCCGGUUGUGUCUGGCUCGCUCUGCUGCCGAGAGACGCAACGUCAAGAGGCACCAGGCGUAUGAGUUCCAGUUCGGGGCGGCUUACGCCUGGAUGAUGUGUGUCUUCACUGUGGUCAUGACAUACAGCAUCACCUGUCCAAUCAUCGUCCCCUUCGGUCUGAUGUACAUGCUAUUGAAGCACUUGGCAGAUCGCUACAACAUGUACUAUGCCUACCUUCCCUCCAAGCUGGACAAGAAGAUCCACUCUGGGGCCGUCAACCAGGUGGUGGCAGCACCCAUCCUCUGUCUCUUCUGGCUCCUGUUCUUCUCCACUCUCCGCACAGGUUUCUCCGCCCCUACCUCUAUGUUUACCUUCAUCGUUCUGAUCAUCACCAUCAUCGUCUGCCUGUCCCAUGUCUGCUUCGGACACUUCAAAUAUCUCAGCGCUCACAACUACAAGAUUGACGCGGAGAAUGUGGAUGGUGUACAGAACGGUCGCCCAGCACGCACCUCUCCCUUCAAUAAGUCAGCACAGAUGUACAUUGCCUCGGUCCUCCAGGACCCCAGCUUAGACGAGCUGGGUUCGGCUGGCAGCGGGGUCAGCGAGGGUUCGCAGGACGAGGAGAUCAUCCAAGUGGGGAACAGCCUCAAUGAGGCCGACUUCCAGAGCGGCGAGGACAGUCUCCUUGCUAACGAGGUGCGGCACUGACGUCAGGGGACGCCGGAGACGGCUGUCAGGGUGGAGACGGAGGACGGGGAGAGAGAAGAUGAGACUGAGAUGGCAGAAACUAAAGUUUAAUUUCACCGAGUGGAUGGAUGCACUGACCUAGUGUGUUAAGCUACAGAGCUGAAACGGACGGACACAGCUUUAAAAGACAUGGAUAGACCACUAACCUUGAAGUCCUGAACAGACUAUUACAUUGUCUACACACCACACACACACACACCACACACACACACACCACACACACCACACACACACCACACACCACACCACACACACCACACACACACACAGUGUGUCUACUAAAGGACGGGUAACUCUCCCUUACAACUAUUGAUCUAGCGCUGACUGUGAAGGAGAGAUCUUUCCUUCCCAUAAUCCUUUGCCUGUUCUGCCUGCACCCCUAAUCGUCUCUGUGCCCUAGAGGCUUCGUCACAAUAAGCAGCCUAAUAUGAGAAGAUGAAGAAGAAGAGGAGGAGGAGAAAUGUCUGUCAGCAUCACACACACACACACUGUUCGCCUGCUCUGGUCUCCCCCUGCUCUGUCCCGACGGUCUCCGGGAGUCUCUGGGUGGUUCCAACCCUGUGUAAAAAAUAAAUAAAAAAAGGAAUGUGGUCACCAUGACGACGACCACUGUAACAAACUGAACUAAACACUCCUCUGCUUUUCAUUUUUGUUGUUCAGCAACAAAAACUCUGGAUUUGUAAAAUAGCCUUUUUUUUUGGAAAUUGUAUUUAUUUUUAGGCAUGGUUAUUUUUAAGUUGGUCUGAAAACUUUAAUAAUCAAUUAACUACUUGUUUCGACAUAAAAAAAAUAAAUUUAAAAAACAACUGCGGAUGGAUGGAUCAUGGAACAUGGAUACUGUCCCUCGUAACAACAAGGUCGCUCUGUCUUCUGGCCUGUUCUGCCCUGAGCGACUGUAGUGGGACUGCGGCUCCAGACUGAGCCCCAAUGGAGCCGCCCUAACAUAACUGAAGGCAGUCCAGAGCCCCUAGUGGAGAGGAGGAUGCCCCCAGGAAGCAGAUAUGAAGUGGAUAUGACAGCUCAACCUCUACCCUGUUUUGCGUCCCACAACUAUGGUUGCAAAAAAUUCCCAAAAUUGUCCCAGAGUUCGCAGGUUUUUCAAUAUGUUGGUUAGAAGUUUAUUGGAAUAAGGGAUUUCUGGGGGGGGGAAACCUAGGAACUUUGGGAAAGUUUCUGUAAUUGUGCAACCUCCGCCUCCUCCGGCUAGGACUCUGUGGGACCGUGUUCUUCGCCUCAGCCUCCUCCGGCUAGGACUCUGUGGGACCGUGUUCUUCGGUAGAGGGAGAGCUCGACCCUUGAACUCUUGGCCUGUGACCUGUAGUUUCCCCCAGGCCUCUCCUCCCUGUUACUAUGGACGCGUUCAGCAGGGGGAGGACGCAGCGUUGUUGAACCUUCAGAUAUAAAUAUGUUAUGUAGAACAAAUACGGCUCUCUGAAGUGUGGAAUCAUGUCAACUCUUUUCUUAACAUUUCUAUCUACAACGUUCCACAAUGUUCCACAACGUUUGCCUCCUGAAUGUGACCCUGGCCCCUGCUCUGACUGGACCGUCUCUGUGACCCUGGCCCCUGCUCUGACUGGACCGUCUCUGUGACCCUGGCCCCUGCUCUGACUGGACCGUCUCUGUGACCCUGGCCCCUGCUCUGACUGGACCGUCUCUGUGACCCUGGCCCCUGCUCUGACUGGACCGUCUCUGUGACCCUGGCCCCUGCUCUGACUGGACCGUCUCUGUGACCCUGGCCCCUGCUCUGACUGGACCGUCUCUGUGACCCGGUCCCCUGCUCUGACUGGACCGUCUCUGUGACCCUGGCCCCUGCUCUGACUGGACCGUCUCUGUGACCCUGGCCCCUGCUCUGACUGGACCGUCUCUGUGACCCGGUCCCCUGCUCUGACUGGACCGUCUCUGUGACCCGGGCCCCUGCUCUGACUGGACCGUCUCUGUGACCCGGUCCCCUGCUCUGACUGGACCGUCUCUGUGACCCUGGCCCCUGCUCUGACUGGACCGUCUCUGUGACCCGGUCCCCUGCUCUGACUGGACCGUCUCUGUGACCCGGUCCCCUGCUCUGACUGGACCGUCUCUGUGACCCGGGCCCCUGCUCUGACUGGACCGUCUCUGUGACCCGGUCCCCUGCUCUGACUGGACCGUCUCUGUGACCCUGGCCCCUGCUCUGACUGGACCGUCUCUGUGACCCGGUCCCCUGCUCUGACUGGACCGUCUCUGUGACCCUGGCCCCUGCUCUGACUGGACCGUCUCUGUGACCCGGUCCCCUGCUCUGACUGGACCGUCUCUGUGACCCUGGCCCCUGCUCUGACUGGACCGUCUCUGUGACCCUGGCCCCUGCUCUGACUGGACCGCCUCUGUGUUCUAGCUAGCUCCUCUAGUGACUCUCAUCUCAAGACAAGCCUCUUUAUUUUGGUGUUUACAAUCACUGUACAAAAGGUUGUUUCACUGUCUGUUGGUUGGUUUGAACAUUUGUUUUAUUUAGGAAACGUAAUAAUAAUAAUCAUCUUUGUUGGAUGUAGGAAGGUUUUCUCCUUUCUGCCAACUCUGUAACUGUCCCGUUUUUUAGAUGGCUUCUGAUUGGUUUAGGGAUUGUCUUCAAUUCUGCCUCAUCCAAUUACGACGUCAAUAUUGAGACUAGCGAUAGAUACUGCAUCAUGUAGAGGUGUAUAUUGUAAACAGUGUAGAUGAUUUACGGAGCAUUGUUACAAACGACAGUGUCCCAGCUGUCACCUGGAGUGCUGUUGAACCCGGUGGGUUACUAUGGUGACAUGUAAACACAUCGCGGCUCAGUCAGGACGGAACAGACCGACUGCGCAAAACGGUUGUGUCCUACAUGGCAUCCCCCUAUUUAGUGCACUACUUUUGGGCGGGGCCCCAUAGGGCUCAGUACUGUGAUAGGGAAUAGGACGCCCUUUCGGACGCGUGAAAAAUGAGUCUUAAUGCUGUAAGACUUGAUCAAUGUUUUUAUUGAUAUUCUUAGGCGUAUUGAUGUUGAACAGAAUACUAGCAAUUUCUACGGAAUCACAUUCAUCUGGUAAAAUCUAAAUGGAUGAUACCAAAUCCAUAAUUUAAAAAAAUGAUAUAUCUUUACUUCAAGUUGUUCUGCAAUAAUCAUGAUGGCAUGUUGCUCUCUUUAACUCGUUACAAUAUUCCACUGACGGAACCAAUGACCAGCUUAGUUUUUUCCCCCAAAGUGAGGCAGAACCGAUUUUUAUAGCCUGGUUUAACCUUCAGGGAUCUACUACAAAACAGGAUCAAUUUAGUUAGCCAGCUAACUUUGAUAAACAAGAAAUAACUAUUGAUUGUCUGUUUCAUAAAGAAAGCUACAGUUAAAUAUGUGUUUUUGUUGGGUCAUCUAGACCGUGCCCAUUCAGUUAGCUGGCUAACUCGUUGAUCGUGCUUCGUAGUGUACCUCUCAGAGCAGGUUUAGCCGAGCUAUGUGCUAUAUACUGUUAGAUAGAAACAAUUAACUUGUGUUUAAAACUCUUGGUUCCACAUUGUGGAUAUACAUAAAUAGAAAUGAACAAAUGUCCUGUUUUUCUUAGCGCUAAUUUGGGAAGUCCGUCACUGGACUGAACCAAAACAUGCUGAGCAGCUUUCCUAUUGUGAUGUGACUUCGGCUCGUUCAGAAGGCCCUGAAGAGAAAUGUGCUUCACCCAAGUAACAAAUCUACUGCAUAGUACAGAUUUGAUGUACUAUAUAUAUAUAGUACUAGUAUAUACAUAAUGUACUGUCGGUUUCUGUACACUAAAAUGAUGGACUCACUCAGUAUUAAACAACUUAUUUUUCAUUUUAAGGCAUUACGUUUUUAUCAGUAGUUCUGUAAGAAUAGUAUAAUAUAUUAUAAUAAUAAUAUAUACACUGAGUUACAAAACAUUACAAACACACUAAUAUUGAGUUGCCCCCCUCCCUCCUCCCCCCCUUGCCCUCAGAACAGCCGUCAGGACAUGGACUCUACAAUGUGUCAAAAUAAUUCCACAGGGAUGCUGGCCCAUGUUGACUCCAAUGCUUCCCACAGUUGUGUCAAGUUGGCUGGAUGUCCUUAUGGGUGGUGGACCGUUCUUGAUACACACAGGAAACUGUUCAGCGUGAAAAACCCAGCAGCGUUGCAGUUCUUGACACACUCAAACCGGUGCACCUGGCACCUACUACCAUACCCCGUUCAAAGGCACUUAAAUAUUUUAUCUUGCCCGUUCACCCUCUGAAUGGCACACGUACACAAUCCAUGUGUCAAAUGUCUCAAGGCUUCACCGGUCUCCUCCACUUAAUCUACAUAGAUUGAAGAGGAUUUAACAAGUGACAUAGAUUUCACCUGGUAUGAGAGUAAUUCCAUAUCGCAAAUUUUUACCUACAGUCACUUUUAUUAGCAUUUUAAUUUAUUUUUCUUGUUUAAAUCAUUUUAAUUUACUCUAUGUCAUGGAAAGAGCAGGUGUUCUUAAUGUUUUGUCCACUCAGUGUAUAUUAGUAUUAUUAUAAAAUAGCAUAUCUAUUGUAUUAUAUGUCAUAUUAUUGUCUUUUGCUCUCCUUCUGGCACAGACAGCCCUGUGAGUACGGCCUAUUUGAACACAGUCAGACUUCCGUAUUGCCACAGCAGCAGGUACAACCAUGUAUGUAGUUAUAAUAGUAACCUGUAACUAUCAAAUGAACAAAUGUUAUGAUUUGACACUGAUAUAUAAUGUGAACGAUCUGUUUUUUUUUAAGCUACUCAGUGUUGUAGGUUAUAUAUGCUCUAAUUUACCUUUUUGGGGCUAUUCUAAUUUCCACUGGACAAUAAUGAGCCUCGGUAUGAAUACACUUGUAUUGCUGUGACAGAAACUUGGGUCAUAUUCAUUAGGCACUAAACAGAAGAUAAUGUACAGGAAAAGACAGGGGGGGUUUAUUCAUUACAUCUUGCAACGGAAACUAUUUUUACCUCUUAAGAACCAAACGAGAGCAAACAGAUUGAAACGGGGAGUGACCUUACCUGAAUUGUCCAAUAGAAAUUCUCGUUUUUUUCCCAUUGCAAAGCGUUUUCCCGUUUGGAGUAAACCGUUUCUGUUGCAAAACGUUUUGAAACAGAAUCGUCAUAAUGAAUACACCCCCUGAACUUGCCCGAUUUUUAAGAAAAGCAAUUGUUUUGUCGUUGCAAAACAUUUUGCUAUGGUGUGCACUAAUAAUUACGACACUGUUGAUACUGAAAUGUGGCCACAGCAACAAACAAAAAAAUAUGUCACUGUUAGAUUAUCCACUAGUCUAUAAUGUCCAAGCAAGGCAUUGAUUUGAAACUGUUUGACACAUACACACAUACACACACAUAUAUACACAUACACACACAUAUAUAUAUACACACACACACACACACACACACACACACACAGACACACACACGCACAUAUACACACACACACCUCCCUGACCGUUUGGACUCCCAUUUGAACCAGUGUUCCAGAACUCUUAAGUCAUAACUGAAACUCUGAGCUUUCCUCUCAGCGGUGUUUAAUACCUCUGAAAUGUAUGAUGAAUUGUCUUCGAAAACUCUGAAUGUUUCUAGGUAAAAGUGUUAACAUUGCAUAUGUCCUUUUCCUGAAUUAAGUAAAAAUUGAAAACAUUUUCAACCA
This is a messenger RNA of Salvelinus fontinalis (brook trout), 8533 nucleotides long. Its product is annotated as CSC1-like protein 2. NCBI's taxonomy places the organism in Eukaryota, Metazoa, Chordata, Actinopteri, Salmoniformes, Salmonidae. The transcript is spliced from 25 exons. Bases 342 to 2897 code for a protein of 851 amino acids. The record is from RefSeq and is a predicted model, not a curated record. Gene Ontology annotation, molecular function: calcium-activated cation channel activity; nucleic acid binding. Gene Ontology annotation, cellular component: plasma membrane.